Molecule: messenger RNA, 1380 nt
Organism: Necator americanus (New World hookworm)
Lineage: Eukaryota; Metazoa; Nematoda; Chromadorea; Rhabditida; Ancylostomatidae
Exons: 14
Coding region: 1-1380 (459 amino acids)
Biological process (GO): actin cytoskeleton organization; muscle structure development
Cellular component (GO): Z disc; stress fiber; filamentous actin
Molecular function (GO): actin binding; muscle alpha-actinin binding
Source: RefSeq, a predicted model, not a curated record
AUGAUUUUCGACGAAUCGCAGAGCGGAGGCGGCGCAAAGGCCAGCUGGAGAUUCGGCUUGACAUCUGAUAUUGAGAUGUCGUUCGAGACAAUCUCGGUGCGGAUGAACCGCAGUGAUCCUAGUAUUCGAUGGGGAUUCACAUUACGUCAGCAGGGGAACAGAAUCACUGUGGCAACGGUCGACAAGGACUCUCUUUCGGAUAAGGCUGGGAUGAAAAGCGGCGAUGAAGUGGAUGCUGUUUGUGGAAGAAAUGCUAUGAAUAUGGGCGUGAACGAGGCGAACAACAUCAUCGACUCAUCUUACCAAGAAGUGCAUUUUAAUCUAAGACGGUUCGUGACAUCACACACUUGCCUACCGUGGACUCUCACCGAGCAGGACAACAAACUGGUCGUUGACGAUAUGCAACCUGGAUACGGCUCUGGAUUUGGCGGUGAUUACGGUCUCAAUAGCUACGGCCGUUCCACCUCAGCGCAUACGAAAUCCUCAUGGGAUAAGUCGAACCAACGAAGUACGUCAGUGCCGUAUCGGUCGAACUAUCAGAGCAAUUACUCGACGCAAAGUUCGACUCGUGGUGCACCACAUUAUGGCAGCUAUGUGGCUACAAACAGUCAGCCACGGAUGUACCAUAGUCCAUCCACAUAUUCUCGGCAGGAACAAUCCAGCUACAGUAAAACGCAGAGCAACUCAAAAUCGCAGGGUAACGGGCAUAUUCCUGGCUACUCCAUCCAUACUAAAACUAACUUCACUCCUGGUGACAAUGUAAGACCUCAUGGAAUUGGGUUUACCUCUGGCGACAAUGUAAGACCUAGUGGAGCCGGCGACAGAGGCUCUUCAAACGUAAAUCCUACGUAUACGACAAAUUUCGGUGCCCAACGACAUCAAACUUCGCGUACUUCGGAAACAAUUCAACCGCCAGCAGCUCAAAACUAUAGUUUCAACAAUGGUGUUACAACCACUGCCUACAAGCCAAGUUCUGGUGGACUGCCGUUGAAUCAAGCGACUUUCAUUCAAACAUCGCAACUUUCACCUUCAUUACAUUCUAGUGCCGUUUCUCCAGGAGGAACAAAAAUUCUGUACCACUCGCCAUCGCCACGGACACGGCAGCUACUCUCUCCCUACGCUGAUAUUCAGCAUUUACAGUAUAAUUCUCCAAUGAAUGUUUAUUCCGCGGAGUCAGCAGCUGAGCAGUACACACAACAGACAGGACGACCUAUUGAGGUGCCAAGCUACCGAACAAAAUCACCAGCGUAUCUUACAUCUGAAACAAAGAAGUUAAUCGAAGCGCAAGAACACAAUCGUGGUCAUCGCAUCGCUUCGCCCUCGGCUCAAUCAUCCUCUUUCAAAAGGAUUAGUCAAGCAGUGGGAGAACCUAUAAAUUAG